AUGGACACUACCCUUGAACUCUUUAGCACUGCAAUAAUCAUACUUAGCACCACAAUGAGUUGUCUCUUAUCACAAAAAACAAAGACCAGCCCAAAGCUUUUUGGUUCUGAAAGGGUGCAAAAAGUAUUCAACCUAGUCACAUACAAGUAUCACUCCCUUAGGGACUACAUAUAUAUGAUCCUAUGCUUUAAAAUAAUGGACUUAUAUAGUAUUCAAGUACUCACAAGACAUGACACUUGUGAAUGCCUUCUUUGCAAAGUUGUAAAGCAGUCCAACAAACAUUAUAGUCACUAUCAUAUUGCUGUCUCAAUGAGGAAGCACUUCAGUAUUUGGUAUUGGAUUCACAACUACUCUAAAGACCCCAUGCUCAAGGAUUUCUUGCCUUGUCUUCAGGACCAUCUCCUAGCAUACAUGCUCAGACUUGCUUAUAAUAAUGAUGAACAAGAUUUCACAAAUAAGGACCAUGACAAUAUCACCAUUAUCAAUAACUAG
Molecule: messenger RNA, 492 nt
Organism: Heterobasidion irregulare TC 32-1
Lineage: Eukaryota; Fungi; Basidiomycota; Agaricomycetes; Russulales; Bondarzewiaceae
Exons: 5
Coding region: 1-492 (163 amino acids)
Source: RefSeq, a predicted model, not a curated record